CUGGCGAGCAGUUUAACUUUACUCGCCGAGUGUAGUGUGGCCAAUCCGUUCCGUAGUCGAUCAUAGUACACAACAUAGUAGCCAUGGCAUUGUCGCUAUGCAGAACCCACGUCCUCAACACGACAGCCACCCGGCUUAGGGGCAGAAUUUUGGCCCGUGAAAUAUCGAAGGUGCUGGCAUGCAGAUACUCGACGAAACAGCGGACCAAAAUUUACGGCAGCGCGGACGAAGCGAUCGCCGACAUUCCGGACGGUGCAAAGUUGCUGGUCGGUGGGUUCGGGCUGUGUGGCAUCCCGGAGAAUCUGAUCGCCGCCCUCGUGAAGAAGCGCACGAAAGAUCUCACCGUCGUGUCCAACAAUGCCGGCGUGGACACGUUCGGGCUCGGACUCCUGCUGAAGGAAAGGCUUAUCAAGCGUAUGAUCGCCUCGUACGUUGGCGAGAAUGCUGAAUUCGAGCGACAGUAUCUUACGGGAGAGCUCGAGCUGGAACUGACGCCUCAAGGGACGCUAGCCGAGCGCAUCCGGGCCGGUGGCGCUGGCAUUCCGGCAUUCUUCACCCCUACCGCCUACGGAACGCUCGUGCACGAGGGGGGUUCUCCGAUCAAGUACGGUGCAGGUGGCACGGUAGCGAUCGCGAGUGAACCGCGUCAGAUGCAACUGUUCAACGGUAAGCCGUACAUCAUGGAGGAAGCCAUAACCGGUGAUUAUGCGCUGAUUAAGGCUCACGUUGCCGAUGAGGCGGGCAAUCUGAUGUUCAACAAAUCGGCCCGCAACUUUAAUCCGCCAAUGUGCAAGGCAGCGAAGGUGACAAUCGUCGAGGUGGAAGAAAUCGUCCCGGUCGGCCAGCUCGAUCCGGACCAGAUUCACAUGCCGAGCGUGUUUGUACAUCGCAUCAUCCGCGGGCCGUCAUACGAGAAACGCAUCGAACGGUUGCGGGUUCGGGACGUCAAGAAGUCCGCUUCGGUCGUUUCGUCGACGCCGGCCGCGAAAAUGCGCGAACGCAUCGUGAAGCGCGUCGCGAUGGAGUACCGUGACGGUAUGCACAUCAACCUCGGCAUCGGAAUCCCGGUGUUGUCGUCCAACUUCAUCCCCCAGGGAAUGACCGUGCUGCUGCAAUCGGAAAAUGGAAUUCUUGGGCUCGGUCCGUUCCCCGAGAAGCACGAGGUCGAUCCGGAUCUGAUUAAUGCGGGCAAGGAAACGGUCACCGUGCUACCGGGUGCUUCCUAUUUCUCCUCGGACGAUAGCUUUGCCAUGAUCCGCGGUGGACACAUCGAUAUUACUGUCCUCGGUGCAAUGGAAGUUUCACAGUACGGCGACCUAGCCAACUGGAUGAUUCCGGGUAAGCUGGUCAAGGGUAUGGGUGGCGCAAUGGAUCUGGUGGCAGCCCCUGGCACGAAGGUAAUCGUCACAAUGGAACACAACGCCAAGGAUGGUUCCCACAAAAUCUUGGCCAACUGUAACCUCCCAGUGACCGGUAAAAACUGCGUCGAUAUGAUCGUCACCGAGAAGGCCGUGUUUAACGUGGAUAAGGAACGAGGCCUCACGCUGGUGGAGCUGGCCGAGGACUGCACGGUGGAGGAGGUGAUCACUAGCACCGGGUGCGAGUUUUCCGUUUCGUCCGAUCUGAAGAAAAUGGCACAGGUUGACGAUGCGUGAUGACCGCGACCAGCAGAGAGCGGGCAGAAGGCUUUUCACUUGAGCAGAGUGGCAUUUAUCUGGCGAGAUCCUCCAACGUGUGCCAUCGGUGUGGUUGUCGGCGGCAGGAAACUGCGGCCCCCGGUUGUUCCCGUUUAUGGUUAAAGAUUGGAAAUGUGGCGCGUAUUGAUUUUAUGUUUGUUUUUCUAUUCUGAUCGCUUGUGAAUUUAACGGUUUAAAAACGUCGGGCAGUUUUGUUCGUUAAUUUGCUAGGUUUAUGUCAUACGUGACGCUAAAAGUAUCAAAGUCAAUAAAAAAGAAAAAAAAAAGGAAAAUAUGCACAAAAUGA
Molecule: messenger RNA, 1983 nt
Organism: Anopheles bellator
Lineage: Eukaryota; Metazoa; Arthropoda; Insecta; Diptera; Culicidae
Gene: SCOT
Product: succinyl-CoA:3-ketoacid coenzyme A transferase 1, mitochondrial
Exons: 4
Coding region: 84-1655 (523 amino acids)
Biological process (GO): ketone body catabolic process
Cellular component (GO): mitochondrion
Molecular function (GO): succinyl-CoA:3-oxo-acid CoA-transferase activity
Source: RefSeq, a predicted model, not a curated record